Perca fluviatilis (European perch) is the source of this 3971-nucleotide messenger RNA. It is a transcript of the gene stradb, whose product is annotated as STE20 related adaptor beta. Gene Ontology annotation, molecular function: ATP binding; protein kinase activity; protein serine/threonine kinase activator activity. The record is from RefSeq and is a predicted model, not a curated record. Lineage: Eukaryota; Metazoa; Chordata; Actinopteri; Perciformes; Percidae. Gene Ontology annotation, biological process: protein phosphorylation.
AUCGAUGACGUUUUUACCACGCGCCAGUUAUCUGUGUCAAAUUAAAAGUCCUGUCAAAAGAUUACAUUUUCACUUUGAGAUGUUAUGCGGUUCGGUAUUGACCGCAAAAUUCGUUAAUUUUGGCACAGACCAUUGCAGGUGGAGACAAAGUUAAAGAAGAUGAACUUUACGAACAAAACGCCGUGUUGGAUAUCAGGCUCUCCUUUGUAUUUUUAACUUGUUUACGUCGAAGCGCUAGAGUUGCUGUCGAAGGGAGAAGAUCUCUAGAUCACCUGAUGCAGCCAGGUAAGCUGCAAGCGGAUGGAUGAAUGGCCGAGGCAUGCUGGAUGCUGGUUAUACUCUCUAGUCUAGCGGGGGAUUCGACGUGUGUCUCGUACUGCUGCGCUUCCUCCCCCUGUCUCCCUCCAUCGCGGUCGGUCUCCAUCGGCCUGUGAGCGGAUGACUACCAAAGCCUGCGAUCUUACCGUCGCCAAAAGGACUCCAUGUCUUUCUUGGACUGUUCCUGCAUCUCCCACACUCAGGUCCAGCCCUUGGACAUAGAGGAGCGCUAUGAGGACAUCAGCCACCAGCUCCUGAGCUGUGACAGUUCUGAAUACACUCUGCAAGGGCCAGCAGGUGGCGAUGACAUCACAGGGCUGUCAGCUGAGCCAGCCCACUACCAGCUACUGUGUGAGCUGGGGAGGGGCUUCAAUAAUCUCAGCCAGGUAAACAUGGCCCGCUACAUCCCCACUGGCCAGCUGGUGGCCGUCAAACAAACCAACCUGGACGAGUGCACCGAGGAGGAGCUGCUGCAGCUCAUGAACGAGGUUCUGCUGUCCAGGCUGUUCCGUCACCCCAACCUGCUGACCUCUCGCCUGGUUUUCAGCUCCUGCUGCCAGCUAUGGGUCCUCACACCGCUGAUGGCCUAUGGCUCUGCAGACACCUUACUAAGAACAUAUUUCCCAGAUGGAAUGAGUGAGUCCCUGAUAGCGUACCUGCUGUACGGCGUCCUGAAAGCAUUGGAAUACCUGCACCGGAUGGGCUACGUUCACCGGGGUGUGAAGGCCAGUCAUAUCCUGCUGUCAGGGGAGGGGCGUGUCUACCUCUCAGGGCUCCACAGUGUUUACAGUAUGAUGCGUGAGGGGAAGAGGAUGAGGGCAGUUUUUGACAUGCCCCACCACAGCCCUGCCCUGUUGCCCUGGCUCAGCCCUGAACUACUGCGACAGGACCUGCACGGUUACGGAGUAAAGUCAGAUAUCUACAGUUUAGGUAUCGUUGCCUGUGAGCUGGUCAGCGGCAGGGUGCCUUUCCAGGACAUGCCCCCCACUCAGAUGCUGCUUCAGAAGCUACGCGGCUCCCACUGCUGCCUGCUUGAUGUGGCUCCGUUCCCGCUGGGAGAGCUGGGGGGGCUGAAGGUGUCCCGGUCAGGGGUAGACUCCGGCAUUGGGGAGAGCGUGGCCACCGGCAGCAUGACACACAGCGCAACCGCUCCUCCUACUGACCGACCUCAGAGCCCUGCACCCAAAAACCACUCGGCCACCCUGCACAACCUGGUCCAGCUGUGUCUGCAGCAACAGCCUGAGCGCAGACCGUCAGCAUCUACACUGUUGACCCACGCCUUCUUCAAGCAGGUGAAGAGACACACCAGAGACACCUUCCUCAGCCUAAUGUACCCAGCAGUGCCCCUCACCAGCCCCGAGGACCCUCCAGUAUUGCCCCCCGCCUUAUCCUGCCACACUCCGACAUCAACCUCCACCGACACCACUGAGGCUGUGUGGGACUUCUCCUAACCCCAAUUCUCCUUCCCUAAAUCUCCAAAUACUGACUAGCAAGCCAAACACAAGACAAUCGAAGCAAAGCAAUGAGGCCAAGUUCUACUGUGCUUUUCUUUUGUAUUAUUAACCCAACUCUCUGAGCCUUUUUUGAGUAGUUUGGAGGUAUUUUAUAUGUUUGUCUGAUGAAUACAUUGAGUUUGGGUCAUGGGUUGGUGACAAGACUGUGAAAGUGCUGGAUCAAAGACGCUGCUCUGAUCAUUUAUAAAGCAUCUAUGAUGACACUAAUGAACUUUCAACAACUCCCAUGACUAAAGACUAAUCAGUUGACUAAUAAUCACGCACUUCCUCUGAGAUAAAAGGCAACUAUGAGUGAAAGAGAAAGUCCACCCAGAAAUACUUUGUUAAAAACAGCUAGUUGUGCUAAACCGUAUAUGUUGUUUUUACUGACAUUGUUAUCUGUAUCUGAAAUAAGUAAAUAAAUUAAAAAGUAAAAUCCUAAUAGGUACUGACAAAAUAACCCCUGAAGUCUAAGUGACUAUGCUCAGGUGGAUUUUUCCUUUACAGUGUAAUGUAUUCAGACUUAAUAGUAAAUACUGAGAUGGCUAUGUAAAAAGAGCACAUGAGGAAUAGAAUAUAUAUCUAGUGUCCCAUGUAGGACUUAGAGACCAUCAGUAGAAACAGUAGAUUCCCUGCCUUUGUCGUCAGUGAUUCACCAAAAGAAUAUUUCUACUGUGCUGGGUGACCACUUCUCCAACAAUGCCUUUGUUUUAAUGAAACCUGCAUUCUGAAUAUGGUGAUCCAUCUGUAACUGUGAUUAAGUGUACUGUGUAUGAGAACUGUGAUCUACGGUACAUAUCAAACAUGGUAGCUGUAUGAGCCUUAUAUAUAUAUACACACAUAAUUAUAUAUAUACAUAUGAAUAUACAAAAUUUGAUUUCUAAACUUCCUGUUAGCCUUGUUUGAUUACCAGCUGCGACAGCGACGCUGGUAUUGUUUUCACCUCGUGUGUGUGUGUGUGUGUGUGUGUGUGUGUGUGUGUGUGUGUGUGUGUGUGUGUGUGUGUGUGUGUGUGUGUGUGUGUGUGAGAACUUUGCCAGCUGUUUAUAUUUUUUGUCUCUCUUUAGACAGAUUUUAUCAUUGCAAUAGUGUCACAACCAUGCAAGAUGCAGUCACUACAAGCAUUAAACUACAAGCAGUCUACUAGUAAAAGCCUCUACCUGUAUCACAUUGUCCGGUUUACUCAAGUUGUUGGCAUAAUCAAAGAACCUGGUAUUCUGAUUGUGGUUGAAUAUGUGUUUGAAAAGAAAGACACUGGGAUGCAGAGGCAUUUAUCCAUGUUUCUAAAGAUCAUUCUGUAUACCCAAGCAUGUCUUUAACUUGAGUGAUGAAACAAUUAGUAAUAAUAAUGACUUUUUAAUUUUAGCACCUUUAAUGCAAAUAUUUAGCCCAAAGAGCUUUGCACAACAGAAUUAAAAACAAUGUUCGGUUAAAAAGAGAAACAAAAGCAAUAUUGUAAAACAUUAAAACCAAUAUUGAAUAAAACUAGAAAAAUAUGUAAAUUAUCACUAAAUCAUCAAAUGUGUGCCACGUGCACUGAACUGAUCCAAAUAUCUCUUUGAGCAGUAGAAAAAACAAAUCCUGUAUCAUAUUGCAUUGCAUAAAGGUUUUUUUUUAAGACUACAAUCCACGUCUAGUCCAGGCUGCUUCAAGCUCCAUCAUCAUUUGUCAAAGCCACAUUACUUUAUUUAUUUUUUAUGACUUAUUUUUAUAUAUAAAGAUAUAUAUAUAUGUAUAUCUGAAACCCCCUUUUUCAUGUGAAAUAAAACAUUCCGUCACAGAAACGCAUCUCCACACCCCUAGUGAGACAUAGCAGCUCUCUACUGCUCCACUAGAUGGCAACACAACAUCAAACCCAGGGAUUAAACUAACCAAUGGAGCUCUGCAACCAAGCCCAGCCCUUAGCAACCACAUAGCUCCACAUCCACAACGUAAAGUGGAUAAACUGUCGCAAACGCACCUAAUGAUUAAAAACAAUAUUGCAAGCCACGAUUUUUUUCCUCACAACAACUUAAAUACGCUAUGUUAGAAACACGCAUACUGUAUUGAAACUGCAGUUUAAUAAUCCUGACUAGUUUGGUAAUAUGUUUGUGCCAGUUGCUGCAGUGUAUUAUGUAUCCGGUUCCCCUGCCAAAUUAAAGGUACUGGUUAACCAUUUCA